Molecule: messenger RNA, 675 nt
Organism: Linum trigynum
Lineage: Eukaryota; Viridiplantae; Streptophyta; Magnoliopsida; Malpighiales; Linaceae
Source: the annotation of a GenBank genome assembly
AAUACAAAGCGACGUGAUUUGCAGCACAAAUCAAUACAUAUAAAGUAUACAAAUUAAUAUUACAAAACAUACAAACUAUACAAACCAUACUGACAUUUUGUACAAAAAUACUAACAAUACAAACUAAUGUUACAAAACAUACAAACUAUACAAAUCACUGUUCUUCCUUCAGACGAUGUCUCUCCACCGCCGCCGCCGCCGCCGACUCUCUCUACAGCCGUCGUUACCUCUGUUUUCCCGGCAACAGAUCUACUUUCUCUCUCUUCCACCGCCUCCGUCGCGAUCGUCUUUCCCUCUCUCCAUCGUCGCCGACGCGGUUGAGAUCUCCUCGCCGUCGCCCCCCUCUCUUCCACCGUCGACGUCCUUCUCUUCCCGCUGCUGCUUUUCUCUCUCUCUCCUAUGGCCUGCAAUGGCGACGCAGAAGAGGAUGACUGGAGGAAAAAUCGCGAUCUCCUUUUCCUCUCUCCACCGUCGUCGGCGCCGUCGAGAUCGUCGACUUUCUCUUUCUCUCUCUCAUCCGCCGGCGUUGCGAUCUGUUUCCGCCGCCGUCGUUGAAAUCGCGCAUCUCUAUCCCCUCUCUCUCUCUCUGUGAACGUGAAAGAAGGAGACGGUUGGAGAGGAAGGAAAAAAUAAAAUAAAACUGAAAUUAAGAAUUAAUGAAUUUAUGAUAAUGCC